GCCUUGCUCCUCUGGCCAUGGAGAGCGCAGCGGCCCGCGAAACCCCGGGGGCAGAGGCCACGCGCCCGCCCGCGCCCCCUCCAUCGCCCUCCGAGCCCCCCACGGCGCCCCGCGCCCGCCCGCGCUUAGUUUUCCGCACGCAGCUGGCGCACGGCAGCCCCACGGGCAAGAUCGAGGGCUUCACCAACGUCCGCGAGCUCUACGCCAAGAUCGCCGAGGCCUUUGGGAUAGCGCCCACCGAGAUCUUAUUCUGCACCCUAAACAGCCACAAAGUGGACAUGCAGAAACUCCUGGGCGGCCAGAUAGGGUUGGAGGACUUUAUCUUUGCACAUGUGCGUGGCGAGACCAAGGAGGUGGAGGUCACUAAGACGGAGGAUGCGCUGGGGCUGACCAUCACGGACAACGGGGCCGGAUAUGCCUUUAUCAAGAGGAUCAAGGAGGGCAGCAUCAUCAACAGGAUCGAAGCCGUGUGUGUGGGUGACAGCAUCGAGGCCAUCAACGACCACUCUAUCGUUGGCUGCCGCCACUACGAAGUCGCCAAGAUGCUCCGGGAGCUGCCCAAGGCCCAGCCCUUCACCCUGCGCCUGGUGCAGCCCAAGAGAGCUUUCGAUAUGAUCAGCCAGAGGAGCCGUAGCAGCAAAUGCCCUGUGGAAGCAAAAGUGACCAGCGGGCGGGAGACCCUGCGGCUUCGUUCUGGGGGGGCUGCCACAGUAGAGGAAGUGCCCAGUGAAUUUGAGGAGGAGGCGUCUCGGAGGGUGGAUGACCUUCUGGAGAGCUACAUGGGCAUUCGGGACCCAGAGCUGGGUAAGGGGCCAGGCGUCCACCAUGGUGGAGACGUCCAAGAAGACAGUGAGCGUUCAGGAGUUUGCACACCAUUUAGACUCCGUCUUGGGCGAGUUCGCCUUCCCGGACGAGUUUGUGGUGGAGGUGUGGGCCGCCAUCGGCGAGGCCAAGGAGGCCUGUGGCUAGUCUGCCCUGGGGCUGAGCGCAGCCCCAGUCCAGAGCCCAGCCCCCCUCCCCAGCCCUGCCGGCAGAUUUCGGAAGCCCAGCCCUGCUCCAGAGCCCAGGUCAUUUCUGAGACCGAGGUCACCUCUAGAACCCAUACCAGUUCUGAGGCCAAGCCUAGUUCUGAGACCAAGCCCUGCUCUAGAACUCAGCCCUCCUCUAGAACCCAGGCUAGCGCUGAAACCAAGUUCAACUCUAGAACCCAUACCAGUUCCGAGACCAGGCCCAGCUCAGAGACCAAGUCCUGUUCUAAAACACAGCCCAGCUCUGAGGCCAAGCCCAGUUCUAAAACACAGCUCAGCUCUGAGGCCAAGCCCAGCUCUGAGACCAAGUCCUGCUCAAAAACACAGCCCAGCUCUGAGGCCAAGCCGAGCUCUGAGGCCAAGCCCAGCUCUAAAACACAGCCCAGCUCUAAAACACAGCCCAGCUCUGAGGCCAAGCCCAGCUCUAGAACCAAGCUCAAUUCUGAAACUAAGCCCUGUUCUAGACCCCAGGCCAGCUCUGAAACUAAGUUCAUCUCUAGAACACCAUUCAGUUCUGUGACCCAACCCAGCUCCAGAACCCAGCCCUCAUCUAUAAUCCAGGACAAUCCUGAAGCCAAGCCUAGCUCUGGCAUUAAGUCAAGUUCUGGAACCCAGACAAGUUUUAAGACCCGGCCCAGCUCUGUGACCAAUGCCAGUUUUGGAAGCCAGUCCAGCUCUGUGACCAAGCCCUGCCAUAAAAUUCGACCUGACUCUGAACUGCAAGACAGCUCCGUGACACAGCGGUACCCAGAUACCCAGCCUGGCUCGGGAACCCCAGUCAGUUCUGAAACCCAGGUGAGACUCAAGAAGCAGCCCAGCUACAGAAGCCUCUCCAGCUCAGGAUCCAAAGACAGCUCCCAAACCCAACCCCAUUCACAAAUCCAGACCAGCUCAGGAACCCGGGUGCAUGUGGCAGCUCAGUCCAAAUCCAGACCCCAGCCCUGCUCUAAAACCCAGUUUUAUUCAAGCACCCACCCGCACUCUGGGGCCCAGGCCAGCUCCAGUGAUGAGUCCAGCCCAGACACUGAGCCCAGCUCUAGAUCCUGGCCUAGUGGUGCAACUAGGUCCAUCUCCAGAAUUCAGGCAAGCCCUGGAACCUCAUCCAUCUCUGAAGGAAGGCCUGUCUCCCCUGCUCAGCCUGACACCGGACCCCAUUCUCACUGCAGUAUGCAGACCAGCGUUAGAAUGCCGUCCAACUCUGGCACACAGACCAACUUUAAGGACUGGCUGAGUUCCAGAGCUUAUUCCAGACCAGGCACCCAACCCAGCUCUAGAACUCAGCUUAGUUCUGGAGGACCGCCUGGCUCUGGAAUCUCAUCCAGCUCCAAAACACAGUCAGUUGCUGAGACUCAGUUGGGUUCCAGAAUACAGCUCAACUCUGGAAUCCAAUCUAGUCCUGGGACCCAGACCAGUGCAGCAACAGACCUAAGCUCCAUGGCGCUGUCUAGCUCUAAGGGCAGGCCAAGCUCCAAGACCCAGCCCUGCACUCCUCAAUCAUCUCAGACUCCACUCAUCUUGGAAACCCUGCCAAGUUCUAGAUACCAGCUCCAGGCCACAACCCAAGGCAACUCUGAUAUUGAGCCAGACUCCGUGAAGCAGACCAACUCCGCAACUCAGCUCAUCUCUAGAGUCCAGUUCAGCUCUGAGACUCAACUCAACUCUGAAUCCCAGACCAGUUCAAGAAUACAGCCCAGCUCUGGAGCCCACCUUAGUUUCAGAACCCAGCCUGUUUCUGGAGCUCAACCCAGUGUCAGAACCCAGACAAGCUCUGGAACCCAGCUUGUCUCUGAGACCCAGCCCAGCUCGGGGGCCCAGACCAGUACAAGCAUUCAACCCAGCUCUGAAACCCAGUUCAGUUCCAGAAGGCAGUUUAGUACCAGGAUUCAGUUUAGCUCUGAGAUGCAACCCAGUUCCGACACUCAGACCAGUUCAAGAACACAGCCCAGCUUUGGAACCCACCUCAGGUCCAGAACCCAGCCUGUUCCGGAGAUCCAAACCAGUUCCAGAACCCAGACCAGUUUUGGAAUGCAGCUCAGAUCUGAGACCCAGCCCAGCUCUGGAGCCCAGGACAAUGCAAAAAUGCAGCCUAGCUCUGGAGCCUGGCUCAGUUCCAGAACGCAGACUGGCUCCAAAAUUCAGUUCAGCUCUGAGACCCAGCCCAGUUCUGAAAACCAGACCAGUUUCAACACUGAGCCCCACUCUAGAAUCCACCAUAGUUCCAGAACUCAGCCUUCUUCUGAAACCCAAUCCAGCUCCAGAACCCAGACCAGCUUAAGAAUCCAGCUCAGCUCUAGAAAUGGGCUUUGCCCACAGACCCCUGGCCUUGACCCUAGAACCCAGUCUGAUUCCAUUCCCCCAACUCGACCUCAGCCCCCAGGCCCACCACCCAGAGCCCCUGCUCCAGCCCCUAGCAAAAUCUCUCAGCCUCAGUCCCAGCCCCAUGAUCUGGUACAUGGAACCAAGGCCAGCACUGGCCAGGGCAGAAGCCCACCGCCUUCCCACCCAGCUCCACCAUCACAGACCCCCUUGGCGCCCAAGAAACCAGCCCUUUUCCCCAAACCCCAGCUGGGGCCCCAUAAGUCCACUCCGCCCACCACAUCUGUCAUCCCUGGUUCUGCCUCUAGGGUGGCCCUCCUGCGGUCCCAGCCCCCUGCACCCCCAGGUCAGGAGCAUGCCCCCUCCCCCAUACUUAGGAGGUCAGGAACUGCUCUGCAAGGGUCAGAGCCCCUUCCCCAUAACGGGGAGCAGUAGCUUGGGGGUUACAUAGUUUUGGCCCCUGGUGGACCCCACCCGCUCUCCUUCCUCUCCCAGUUCAGGUCCCCCAGAAGCAACAGGUGACCUCAUUCCCCACAGGUGAAGGGAGGGAGAAUGGAAACUGGCUUCAGUUUCAUUGGGCUUGGCUCUGGGAGGUGUAAGCAGAUCCCAGGCCCGUGGAAGGGAAAGGGAGGGGGCGGGGAAUGGUUUGCUCUUCAUGUACCUCGAGGGCUCAUGGGAAUAAA
This is a messenger RNA of Artibeus jamaicensis (Jamaican fruit-eating bat), 4027 nucleotides long. RefSeq names its product GIPC PDZ domain containing family member 3 (gene GIPC3). Gene Ontology annotation, molecular function: protein binding. The record is from RefSeq and is a predicted model, not a curated record. NCBI's taxonomy places the organism in Eukaryota, Metazoa, Chordata, Mammalia, Chiroptera, Phyllostomidae. The coding region runs from base 18 to 3779 and encodes 1253 amino acids. The transcript is spliced from 6 exons.